CAUCUCGACGUCCGUCAAUCAUCACUCCCAAACACCUAUUGCACUCUUUUGUUCCCGCAGUUUGUGGGUUGCUUUGAAAGAGCGCAAGACUCGAUUCUACAGAUCUCGUCCCCCCGCACGUCUUCCAAGCACUUUUCACCAUGGGUGGUCUCGCAGAUGCAGAAGUCAAUGGGUCUGAUGUGCUAUCUGCCCUUCGACUCUCCCAACAGGCCCCGGCAAUCCUCGGACAUGGUCCAGCACCGAACACGCACGCCGCUUCCUCCAAGUCCUCACGGGAUACAGCCGAGGAAUACAGCCGUAUUGAACAACUUUUCCUCGCCUGCCUGCAAACUGGAGAUGACCAGUCCGCACAAACAUGCCUUGAUCGGCUGAGCAAUCGCUUUGGUCCCUCAAACGAGCGAGUCAUGGGGCUGCGUGGCUUGUUCCAGGAAGCGACUGCAAAAGAUCAGCCAGCGCUGGAAAAAUGCCUGGCAGAAUAUGAGACAAUUCUGUCCGAGAGUCCAGUCAAUGUGCCUAUCAUGAAACGCCGAGUCGCUCUGCUUCGCUCACUCCAACGGCCCUCCGAUGCCAUUGCCGCUCUCAUUCAGCUUCUCGAUGCUAUCCCCACAGAUGCCGAGGCCUGGGGAGAGCUGGCCGACCUAUAUCAAUCCCAAGGACUGGGAUCACAGGCAAUUUUUAGCUUGGAGGAGGCACUACUGAUCGCCCCGAAUUCCUGGAAUAUUCACGCCCGGCUUGGUGAAUUGCUCUACGUCUGUUCCUCUUCUUCCGAGGGUGAUGCAGCCCGACUUGCUGGCAAGUCGGUUCAGCAUUUCUGCCGGAGUAUUGAACUCUGCGAUGAUUAUCUGCGGGGUUUCUACGGUUUAGCCUUGGCCUCGUCUCGCGUUCUUGAUAACAAGUACGCCCCCGAAAGCCCUUCCGACCCAGCUGUCCCUUCCCGAAAAACAAUUCAGCAGCUCCAGGCAUUUGCACUUCAGCGGCUGGAACAUAUCAUUCAAUCCCGGUCGGUGGAUGAUCAACAUUGGGCAUCCAGUCGGAGUGAGCUUAUUGCGGCCAAGGAGCUGCUGAAUCGCUUCGCGCCGUCCAAAUGAUGAUCGACCGUUAUUACUCUGUUUCUCUCUGGAUACCCUAAUCAAACUUAUCAACAUGUCACCCGUUGCAAGGAUGUGUCAAGGAUGUUUUUAUUGUUGUAAUUUUAUCAUGUAUGCCUAGGCUUGGAUCUGAGUGAGGAAACGCAGUCGGCAUGACGUACGUGGUGGUGGCUGUACCGGGGCCUACGGGCAUGUCGAGUUGCUGACCAUGGGCUGCCCAAUAAUUCUGUUCAUGGAUUGGAUGCGCUCUGUUGAUGUGGUGGAGUAUACAAAACUGCUCUAUAGUAGACGUGGUUGCAUGAAUGCAUGAAUCGCCGGGGUUGUAUGUUCAGCUCGUCCCUCUUGAGUCAUCUUCUCCUUGCAUCUCUAUAUAUUUCAGGGGAGCCUAGCUUCCCAAGACCUUUACCAUUUGAGGUGAUCGCUAUCUUAUGGUAAAAUGACAGUCAAUUAGUU
Penicillium subrubescens is the source of this 1541-nucleotide messenger RNA. RefSeq lists its product as uncharacterized. Lineage: Eukaryota; Fungi; Ascomycota; Eurotiomycetes; Eurotiales; Aspergillaceae. Gene Ontology annotation, cellular component: EMC complex. Gene Ontology annotation, molecular function: protein binding. The transcript is spliced from 5 exons. The record is from RefSeq and is a predicted model, not a curated record. Bases 141 to 1088 code for a protein of 315 amino acids. Gene Ontology annotation, biological process: protein folding in endoplasmic reticulum.